GUUUUGAACUCGCUCCCUCCAAAUCCAAACCCAUUUCCCUAACCCACAUUUAUAGAUUGUUAGUUGUUGGGGAUGGGCCAUCAAAGCCCAUCUAUCUCAUCAUCAGUUCAUCGCCAUUCACCACCCCAUCACUGUAUCAUUCAAGAUUUCAUCUCUGUCAAAACCCAUCCAACGUCCAAGAUCUCUUCCCUACAUACCCAUUAUUGGCCCACUGGAUUCCGAGUGGAUGGAUAGAAUCUGCAACACACUGCGCGAGCAAAACCUCAUCUUCCUCUUACAAAACUUGCAAAAGCUCAGCCAUGGCUUCCGUCUCCUGUACUUCUACCUCCAUAAAUCUCUCCCCAACAUCCUUCAAUUCUCGCCCCCCACUCAAAUUGGGUUCCCAGUUUCUCGGUCUUCAAUCCAACUUCCGAUGGGUCUCACCCAUCGCCAUUGGACCCUCCAACGGCUCUAGAGCAACCUGCUGGUUCAACCUUAGGCAAAAUGCCGAAGGUGCAGGCAUUUAUGGCAGCCAGUCCCGAGACGACUUCAUCAGAGACGAUGUUGAGCAGUAUUUUAACUACAUGGGAAUGCUCGCUGUGGAGGGUACGUAUGACAAAAUGGAGGCUCUUUUGAGCCAAGACAUUCACCCAGUGGACAUUUUGCUGAUGCUGGCUGCCUCAGAAGGGGACAAACCAAAGCUUGAGGAGCUAUUGAAAGCUGGGGCUAAGUAUGAUGUUAAAGAUGUAGAUGGCCGAACAGCCAUUGAUAGGGCACCUAAUCAAGAAAUCAAGGAUUUUAUUCUUAAUUUUUCUGUUGAGAAGCUAUGAUUUGGUUGGUAAGUGGCUCUGUUUUGGGAUAGGCUUAGAAAGAGGUUUAAGCUUUGUAUUUCACUGCCUUGUUUUUGGAGUAUUUUGAAUGACUAGUAAUUUGGCUUUCAUUUUCUCUGAGAAUGUUGAUAAACAUCAUAGACAAGUUCAGAAAACAAGAACAUUAUCAAUUAAGCCUAAACUCCAGGGAUUAAACUU
Cucurbita pepo subsp. pepo (vegetable marrow) is the source of this 1007-nucleotide messenger RNA. It is a transcript of the gene GDC1, whose product is annotated as Ankyrin repeat family protein. Gene Ontology annotation, biological process: intracellular protein transport; granum assembly. Gene Ontology annotation, cellular component: chloroplast stroma; chloroplast envelope. Lineage: Eukaryota; Viridiplantae; Streptophyta; Magnoliopsida; Cucurbitales; Cucurbitaceae. The record is from RefSeq and is a predicted model, not a curated record.